AUGUAUAUUAUCAUUUUGAUAAUUCUUUCAAUCCGUUUAAUUUCAUUUUUAGGAUUGAUUUUGUUCCUCGGUCAUUUUGUUGCCUCACGACAUAUCUCAAAGCCAUGUCCCACCAAGAGUUCCAAUGUCGAUUCGACCAUCAAUGCUGCGAACAUUACAAGGGAAGAAAUUGCUCAGAAUUUGUGGAUUAGACUUAAUUUGUUUCACAACGCCACACAAAAACUGAUAGAAAAAUAUAUACCUCCUCAAGGAAGAAGAAUAACCAGUAACCGAACAAUUGAUGCUUUAAGGUCACAAAAAAUCAUGGAACUGGAUGUCACGUCUCCCUUUUCUUUGGAACCAUCAAAGUCAACAGUUGCUAGCCUUCUGGAUGUCUACAAGACUCUGACAUUAAUUUCGUCUUAUUUGGACUUGAUGAAAAAAGACGAAGACCAAUACAGCUAUGGCGAGUUAUCAAAUUUUAUACAAGAGGCCAACCAGACGUUGUACCACGCCCGCUUUGAUCUUCAUACUAUAUUGCGCGUCGAGGCAAAGUGCAUGGAAAUAAAAACCAUAAACAGAUUCCGUACAAGUAACAAUCAGUACCGAUUUUAUCAAGAUUUUGUUAUUCUCAAAGAAUCCAUUGCUUACGCCGAUCAUAUCCGAAGUCAGUUAAACGCACCCACUAUUGUCUAACGUGUCUGCUUUGCUGUUAAUUGUUAUGAACGUAAGUGGGACAGUAAAAUAGAUGUACCGCAUUGUUUCAUUUUUAGGCGUUGCCUUUAUACAAGAAAAAAUGUUAUUUAGCAAUUAUCUAUGUUAAGGAAGGGGCAUUAAAUCUAUGUGUAUUUUGCAAUAUAUUAUUUUGUACUUUAUUUAAUCGUAUUUUUAUUAACAAACUUAGAGGCAU
Messenger RNA from Magallana angulata, 889 nucleotides. RefSeq lists its product as uncharacterized. NCBI's taxonomy places the organism in Eukaryota, Metazoa, Mollusca, Bivalvia, Ostreida, Ostreidae. The transcript is spliced from 3 exons. The record is from RefSeq and is a predicted model, not a curated record. The coding region runs from base 1 to 675 and encodes 224 amino acids.